Striga asiatica is the source of this 1186-nucleotide messenger RNA. The record is from the annotation of a GenBank genome assembly. Lineage: Eukaryota; Viridiplantae; Streptophyta; Magnoliopsida; Lamiales; Orobanchaceae.
AUGGCGAACCGCAGCGGAAAUCGUCUGACGACGGAUCGUAGAUGUGCUUACGUCACGUUUCUGGCCGGCGACGGUGACUACGUGAAAGGGGUAAUUGGUCUGGCCAAGGGCUUGAGAAAGGUGAGAGCUGCUUACCCGCUCGUCGUGGCCGUUCUUCCCGACGUGCCGCCGGAGCACCGUCGUGCCCUAGCGGAGCAAGGCUGCGUGGUCCGUGAGAUCCGGCGGGUUCUGCCGCCGCCGCCGGCGGCGGCUGCCCGCGGGGACAGACCUUUUGUUAGAGCCUAUUUUGCUGUCAAUUAUUGUAAGCUUCGCCUUUGGGAGUUUGUGGAGUACAACAAAAUGAUAUACGUGGAUGCAGACAUCCAAGUGUUUGACAACAUUGACCACCUGUUUGACUUGCCGGGCGGCUACUUCUAUGGCGUGGUGGACUGCCUGUGUGAAAUGUACGACGGGCCCUGUCCUCUGAAGCCCAAGUGGCCCGCGGAGCUUGGGCCCGAGCCCACUUUCUAUCUCAAUGGUGGCAUGUUCUUGUUUGAGCCCAAUGUGAAAACGUACAAUGAGCUGAUGACAACUCUGGAGAUCACGCCUCGGACACCUUUCGCUGAGCAGGAUUUCCUAAACAUGUUCUUUCGAGAUAUGUCGAAGCCACUUUCUCCUAUCUACAACUGUCUUGUGGCCAUGUUGUGGAGGCACCCCAAGUGGGUUGACCUCACCAAGGUCAAAGUGGUUCACUACUGUGUGGCGGGUUCCAAGCCGUGGAGCUACACUGGGAAAGAGGAGAAUAUGGGCCGUGCGGAUGUCAAAAUGCUGGUGCAAAAGUGGUGGAAAAUAUACAACGACCAGACCUUGGAUUUCAAGACACACGAUGGCACAAUCGCGAACCAGAAGGCAAUGGCUUUGUAUAUAUCUGCUUCGUCUGCAGCGUAGCUUGCUUGUUAUGUUUGUGUGCUAUAAGUAUUUAGCUCUUAUAUGCAUUCCAAUUAUUAAGUGUCAACAAUGUAUGUGUGCUUGUAUUUACUACUAUAUAGUUUUUAGGUUUGUGUGUUUCGGGUUUUCGAAUUUUAGAAUGUUAAGAAUAUUGUGGGAUGUCGUAGCAAAAUAAUUUUCCACGUGCUACUAUAUGGUUUAGAUUGUCAAGGAUGAUGCUAUGUAAAAAUGUGACUUUUAACAUAAUUUUUUCGGCUGC